AGUUUUUUGACCACUCGCACUUUUUUUGGGCGGGCAGUACCACGACCAUCUAUUAGCGAUCGACUAGAAUUCCAAGAUGAGGAAGCUGAAGAAUCCGUUCAACGUCAAGAAGUCUUUCCCUCGGAUGUCAUGGAACCCGCAGAACCUAUUCAAUCUAUACCAACGAAGUUUCGGCCCGGAAAACAAAGACACGAAUUUCUUGAGGUCUUCCAAGACGGUAUACUGGCAGAAGUGGAGAUCGAAGGCCGUCACACGAGCCUAUCACGGGGAUUGGAUCCAAGAGAAGAAGUUCAAGCGACACUAUCUACCCGCCUCCCUUCCGGCCCUGGCUGUCAAAUCUUCCCUGAAAAAAUCCCGCUAUGGAAACCGAGAGGAGAAGGUCCCCUUGGCCGCACUGAUGUAUCAGGAACUCGAACGUCGAUUGGACGUCGCUAUCUUUCGAUCGUGUUUUGCGGAUAGUGUGUACGAAGCUCGCCGGAUCGUGAUCCAUGGAGCUGUCAAGCUGAAUGGUGUCAAGUGCAAUGCGCCAUGGACCCGGCUACACCCAGGCGAUAUGUUUACCGUCGACCCAAUGGCAAUUCCCAUGCUCAACCCUGGAAAAACAUGGCCCGAGGGCCUUGGCGAUUCGUACGUCGUUGACCUAGACCAAAAGAAGAAACCCGCACCCAAGAAGACGGAGUCGAGCCCUUCCGCAGAGCAGUCUGAACCUGUCGAGGCACUAUCAGAAAAUGACAAUACCACCGAAAAGCCUGAAACUUCCGAAACAGAAAGCUCGGCCGAAUCUCCUGAGGUGGUGCCGGAGGCCGAUGAGGACGAUCCGACAAUCAACACAGAAUCGUCGGAUGAAUCGAAGGAAACCGGCAAACCAUCGACCAAAAAGCCACAUCUGACCUUUACGCUACCGACAUACGCCUCCCCAUUCCUGUUUAUACCGCCAUAUCUUGAAGUUUCCUUCCGUCUCUGUUCGUCGGUCUAUCUUCGACACCCGACGUCAGGGCCGGGCUACUGCGAGAUCCCGACGCCAUGGGACGCGGAUGGGGAGGUGAUGAAGCUCGCCUGGGAAUGGUAUACCAAGCAAGGCCUGGGCCGCCGGAUCAGGAGAGAACGUAAGGAGUGGGAUGCGCUGCGAGACAUGAAGAGGAACCCGUUCGCCGAGGGCCAUCUCAGGAAACAUGCCCUCGGAGGCCGGGUCGCUGUCCAUGGAAAAUACGAAGGCGGACGAGUCGGUACGGCUCGCUUGGGUAGUGCAGAGCCCAGACUCACUCCUGUCAGAUAGCUUCCUCAUUCGACUGUAAAUAUAUACAUAAUAUAUACUCUCAUAUAUUCAAAAUUGGCCUUGUCAGGUUGAGUGGGACUUCCCGAUGUAUAUCUUGCGUUCCAAACCCGACCCCUUGGGCUCAAUCGCAAGACUUUGAUUUCUGAGAGUGUCUUUGACAAUAUACCUAAUCUGCAAACUUCCUGCCGGCUUAGUCGAUGGAUAUGUACAAGUUCUCUUCUUUUUUUCUUCUUGUUUUUGAAACUCUAUAUCUUAAUAGAUUAGAAUAACCAAUACCACCUUUACCCGGUCAUUGUAAUUAUAAGCAAUCCUCUUAGACCCUCAAUGUGUGCUUACAAAGUUGUUUUUGUGGAGGCUUAUGAUCUCGAUGAUUCAAA
Molecule: messenger RNA, 1653 nt
Organism: Puccinia graminis f. sp. tritici CRL 75-36-700-3
Lineage: Eukaryota; Fungi; Basidiomycota; Pucciniomycetes; Pucciniales; Pucciniaceae
Exons: 3
Coding region: 77-1276 (399 amino acids)
Biological process (GO): positive regulation of translational fidelity
Cellular component (GO): mitochondrial small ribosomal subunit
Molecular function (GO): structural constituent of ribosome; rRNA binding
Source: RefSeq, a predicted model, not a curated record